CCGCAGUGUCCUGGACAACGACAACGAUCAACGUCAGGGCUGUCGCGCCCAGCUGCCACGUAUGGGCCUCUCCAUGUGCAUGUCCUGCUGUGGCAAACGGCGCGCUCGCUGGUGCAAUCGACUGUGCUCGCGAUCAGACUUUCGAGUCAGCUUUGCGGCACCGGACUGCGUUGAUUGACCGCUUCCGUGCACAUACUUACGUGUCCAUGCGGCUUUGGGCGCUGACUUGAGCCCCGUCGUCCUGAUUCGUAUCACUUCACAGCCUUCUUCCGAUCGCACGUUGCGAAAUUCAGUCGGUCAAGCAGCGAGCAAGAGAAUACGAGCACGGGGGAAGAUUUCGGGGUUAUUGCUCAGGAGCGGACGGAUCUUGGAAGUAGAUAUCUAAUAGGGGCGGGCCGGGAGAGCAUCAAGAACAUCAGGGAGAGCAUCAGGAACCUCCGGGAGAGCAUCAUUUCUUUGACAGAUGGGCGCUGGCUUCGGCUGCAUGUGCGGCGACCACGGCCUGUGGCCUAAGGCGGCGCGCAGCGCUUCGGAAAUGAACCACAAGUCGUGCACGAGCUGAACAACGUAAGGGCGGCCGGGCCGGAGGCAGAGCAUCACGGGACAGGGCACCGCGACCACGUGAAGUCUCGUGUUCAACAGCCCACGAACAAAGAGGGGUACAGUUGAGCAGAGAAGGAGGAAAGCUUUCGGCGAUUGGGGGAGCGUAUACAGACCUAUAUACGUAUACGCUGUGAUCAAUGACUCAUCUCGACCAUCCGCUUACUCACCGUGCCACAUGCUUCACGACUCGAGAGUGACUCAAGCGCGGUGUGACCGACGCGAACAGUCACGGCGGAGCCGAUCGACUUUUGAUUGGUGGCCUACUGCCAAAAUGUCCAUCUGAUAGUCCG
Mycena citricolor is the source of this 893-nucleotide messenger RNA. NCBI's taxonomy places the organism in Eukaryota, Fungi, Basidiomycota, Agaricomycetes, Agaricales, Mycenaceae. The record is from the annotation of a GenBank genome assembly.